Cynoglossus semilaevis (tongue sole) is the source of this 3765-nucleotide messenger RNA. RefSeq names its product tetratricopeptide repeat domain 39A (gene ttc39a). Bases 1635 to 3320 code for a protein of 561 amino acids. The record is from RefSeq and is a predicted model, not a curated record. NCBI's taxonomy places the organism in Eukaryota, Metazoa, Chordata, Actinopteri, Pleuronectiformes, Cynoglossidae. The transcript has 18 exons. Gene Ontology annotation, molecular function: protein binding.
GACCGUGGAGACGUCUUGGUGUUGUGAGUGUCACAGUGGGCAGUCGUGGGCAGUAUUACAUUUUUAAUAUUUGGUUAAUUGUGCCACAUUCAUUUGUUAUAUUUCUUUUUCAGGUGAGAAUUUUAAAUAGUUCAGAGAAGCAAUAGCUGUGUAAUACAAUAAUAACAAAAUAAAUAAGAAAACGUUUGGUAACCACUGGUAUAAAAAAGAUAGAGAGGCCAUUAAAUUUACACAUAUGAUUGCAACUAGUUAGCAUUUCAUGCUACAUUAUUAUUGUUGUUAUAUCUUAUCUUGGUGUGCACAUAUUUUACACUUAAUAUUUUCAAUAUCAGCAUUAUCAGCAGCAAUCAUUUAUUCACCCAGCCAAUAAAGCCAACAAGUACUGUACGAGCUAAUCAAAGUCAGAGUUAGCAGCUGACUCAUGCCAUGGCUAACUUGAGGUUGUUCCUGUUGAUUCUGUAUCUGGACAAACUAGGCUAUUCCAAAGACAUGACCAACAGUUAGCCUGAUUAGCAGCUACACUUGGUAAACAAGCCCAGAAAAGCUACAAACAACUGAAAUCAAUAUUUUCAAUAUUCCGAUGUCAUCUUUUAGCCAUCUUUUUUUAAUUCAUAUUUUUUAAGAUCUUGUUUUAUUAUAUAACCUUAGUUAGUUUGGUUAGUUUCAAUGAUUUAAUUAUAAAUAGCAUGACAUUGUUGUUUGUUAUGGGAAAUGUUUGUAUUUCCUGCGACAAAGGCAUUAAAAUGACAUUUCAGUGAUAAAAUCAUGCGUAGUUCAGCACCAUAUCAGAAGAGUGAAGAGAAUUAGUUUCAAAAGUAUCCUUAACAAAAGGCGUUCUUCCAGCCAAGUACAUCGCAUUUUCUCGUGUAUUUGCUGUACAGCAUCUACCUCAUCUAUUUCUGUCUUCUCCUGUAGCUGCAGUGUUAGUUCUCUGCCUCUGCAGCAGACUAGAACUGCUCACAUCGUCACAUAGUCACAGCCACUCAUCUUUUUCUCCCCCCUGUUCUAUCCUAAUAACCUUCGUCCAAAUCUUUACACACAGCAAAGUAAUGCACGACCGUGUGUGUGUUGGUGUCAGAACCGUUGUGAUUAUACGUCAUUUCUACUUUAAUACAUUCUCCUGAUGACGUUGCUGAUAGUUUGACAUCUUUUUAAAACCUCUGUGAUGUGGAGUUGUGGAAAUGUAGGCCCGCCCCUUUAGGAGCAGGAACCAAUCGUUGAAGAGACUGCAGUGUGUCUACCAAGAGCAUGAUGAUCGGAUGAUGUGUGUGUGCACGCUUGUGUGUUUGAGCCGCAGCACAGAUAGAUUGUGUAUUUUCUCCUCGUGUGAUAGUCAUCCCAGUCUUAUUAAGAGCUGCGUUUACUGCUCCCUCCCUCCCUCCCUCCUCGUCCUCCUCUUUCUCCUCCUCCUCUUCCCUGUCCCCUUCCUCCUACUUCUCCCCUUCAUCCUCACUCUCUCCCUCUCUCACUGACAGCCUUUCUUUUCCUCCUCUUCUGCUGCUGCUUCUGCUCUUGAUGCUACAGAAAGACACACAUACACACAGACCAUAACACUGCUUUGCUCUAAAGGCCCAGGGCUUCACUCUCUUUUCUCUCUCUCUCUCUCACACGCACACACACUCGCACUUUGACAGAUGAAAAUGUCAGGAGAGGACGAGACUCUGUCAAAUGGGUGCUCUAGAUCAGACCUGUCUGUGGCUCUGGAGGAUUGUAUGGCUGCCCUGGAUCUGUUUCUCAGAAAUGAAUUUGAAGAGGCGCAGGAGCGACUUAAAUGCAGAACCAAAGACAGCAUGUACCACGCUCUGACCUACGCCACCAUCCUAGAGAUGCAGGCCAUGAUGACCUUUGAUCCUCAGCACAUCCUGGUUGCAGGAAACACCAUGAAGGAGGCCCAGGCCAUCUGUCAGAGACACCGCAAGAAAUCCAGCUUCACCAAAAACUUCACAGAAGAGGAACUUCAUGCUGAGGUUUGCUACGCGGAGUGUCUGUUGCAGAGGGCAGCACUAACCUUCCUACAGGAUGAAAACAUGAUCAGUUUCAUUAAAGGUGGGAUUAAAGUCAGAAACAGCUAUCAGACAUACAAGGAGCUGCACACAGUCCUCCAGUCUGCUGGAUACACUAACGGUGACAAUCACGGCCAUUUUGAGGGUGGUGUGAAGCUGGGAAUAGGUGCCUUUAAUCUGAUGAUCUCCAUGUUGCCCACACGGACGUUGAAGCUCCUGGAGUUUGUUGGCUUCUCUGGUAACAAGGAGUUUGGUCUGCAGCAGCUCCUGGAAGGUUCAGUAGAGAGCACCUUCAGGUCUUUCCUCUGCAACAUGCUGCUGCUCUGUUAUCACACCUUCAUGAGCUUCAUAUUAGGCACUGGAGAGGGAGACGUUGAAGAUGCUGAAAAACUCCUGCAGCCAUAUCUAAAAAAAUAUCCCACGGGAUCCAUCUUCCUGUUUUUUGCUGGUCGAAUAGAAGAAAUCAAAGGCAACCUGGAUGCUGCCAUCAAGUGUUUUCAGGAGUGCUGCGAGGCUCAGCAGCAGUGGAAGCAGUUUCACCACAUGUGCUACUGGGAGCUCAUGUGGUGUUUCACCUACAAGAGACACUGGAAGAUGGCGUACUUCUACGCUGACCUGCUGAGCAAAGAGAACUCGUGGUCUAAGGCGACCUAUGCAUAUAUGAAAGCAGCCUACCUGAGCAUGCUGACCAGUGACGACUGUCUAACUUUUGGCGAGACUGCGCUCACUUUGUUCAGGCAGGUUCCAGGGCUUAAACAGAAAAUAGCUGGAAAGUCUUUACCAACGGAGAAGUUUGCUAUCAGGAAAGCCCGUCGCUACCUCGUAGAAAACCCCAUCCCUCUCCCUGCUGCUCCACUGGAAAUGAUGUACAUAUGGAACGGUUACACAGUUAUUGGAAAACACAAAGACUUGACAGAGGCCAUGCUGAAAACACUGGAAGAGGCACAGACUACACUGGAGAACGGUCCAAGGACUGAGUUCACAAUAGAUGAUCAGUGCCUCAUAAGUCUGCUGAAGGGCCUGUGUCUCAAACACCUGGGCCACCAAGAGGAGGCAGAACACUACUUCACCCUCAUUCUCUGCAAUGAGACUCAGAUCAAAUAUGACCACUACCUGGUUCCUAAUGCACUGCUGGAGCACGGCCUGCUGUGUCUGGCACAAGGACGAAACAGUGAAGCUAUCAAACUACUGGAGACGGCAAAGCAAAAUUACAAAAACUACUCCAUGGAAUCCCGGACUCACUUCCGUAUUCAGGCGGCUCUGCAUAAAGCCAGGGGGGCCACAGGGAAUGACAACGACGUUCCCUCCAGUCCAUAACAAACAGAAAGUGGCUCUAAAGCUCUUGGCAGUAAUACGACUUGACACUCAGCUUCAUUCACAACUCACUAUUUCAGGUGGGCGAUUUGUUAUUUGGUCAGGAUGACACGUUUAUUUCUUCCAAUGGGAUGCCUGCAGCUCUACCUGGCCCUGAUUGGCUUAGCUGAAAUGUGAUGACAGUCAGUUCAUCGUGUGGAUUGAUUGGUAAAUGUGAAGAAAUGUUGCUUCCAUCGCUCUUAUUGGUUUAACAGUACAACUCUGUCUUAGUGUAGAACAUACAUGGAACAAAAGUGUGUGCAGUCCAAGGCUCUAAUGUCAACAACCUAAUGUGAAUUAUUAACAACUUGCUCCAACCAGGCCAACAACACCACCAAUUCAAUUUGAUUGGACCUAAUUUAGGUCAUUGAUUUUAGAUAUGUGACACACAGUAAAUGAAAAAUAUAAA